This is a messenger RNA of Rhagoletis pomonella (apple maggot), 1392 nucleotides long. RefSeq lists its product as uncharacterized. The record is from RefSeq and is a predicted model, not a curated record. Lineage: Eukaryota; Metazoa; Arthropoda; Insecta; Diptera; Tephritidae. The transcript has 2 exons. The coding region runs from base 1 to 1392 and encodes 463 amino acids.
AUGUCUGCUGAUCGCACGCAGCAUAAAAUCACGCGCUCUCUAGAAACGCAUGAGGAAAGAGUGUCGCAAACGCAUGAGGAAAGGGUGUCGCGUUUGUCUGCUGACCGCAUCCGCCACGAAACCUCACGUUCUAUAGAAACGCAUGAGGAAAGAGUGUCGCGUCUGUCUGCUGAUCGCACGCAACAUGAAAUCACGCGCUCUCUAGAAACGCAUGAGGAAAGAGUCUCGCGUUUAUCUGCUGACCGCAUCCGCCACGAAAUCUCGCGUUCUGUAGAAACGCAUGAGGAAAGAGACUUGCGUUUAUCUGCUUCUCGAAUUCGUUACUGUGAUAGGCAGGAAAUUAACGCUCAUCACCAGGAAGAAGAAAGGAGUCGUGUGCAAGAACUGCGACAAUCACAACACAGUGACAUCCGAAUGGUGCACUUAGAGGAAGACCGCAUGCGCCAUGUCGUUCUUAGGCUGCCUGUUCGCGAUGAUGAUGCUUCCAUGGUAUGCGAUUCGGAAGAUUUACAAUGGACGGAAAUAGAAAAAAGUGCAUUUUAUUAUGACCCGUUAAUAAAAUAUGCCGAUAAUACUAAUCUUGGCUCAAGGAACAAAAGAUGCGCGCAUUGCCGUGCCCUGAAGUGGGAUCGAGAACCCAAAGGAAUGUGUUGCUCAUCUGGCAAAGUUAAUUUAGAAAGGAUACAAGAACCACCAGAACCUUUGAAAGGAUUGUUGAAUGGAGAACAUCCGCAGUCGAAACACUUUUUAAGCAAUAUACGGGCCUAUAACAGUGCAUGCCAGAUGACUUCAUUUGGAGCAAAUCAGAUCAUUGAGGGGGCAUUUAAGCCUACUUUCAAGAUACAGGUACAAGUCUACCAUCUAAUCGGCUCUUUGUUACCGACCGAUGUUCCAAGGUUUCUGCAAAUAUACUUUGUAGAUAAUUACCAAGAGCAAGCAAAUAUUAGGCAGCAACAUAUACCUAAUUUAGACUCGGGUUUGGUAAGCAUUCUACAAAAUAUGCUUCAUAAUGUGAACCCGUUCGUCAACAGCUUUAAAGCGGCACUUGAAUCCGUCUCAGAUGACGAGUGCAGUAAUUACAAGUUUGUAAUUACUGCUGAUAAAAGGCCAAUUGGAUCACAUCCGGGUCGCUAUAAUGCACCAACCACAAAUGAAGUCGCUGUCCUGUUAGUCGACCAGGAUUGCGAUCGGAGGGACAUUGUGAUAUGCACUCAUGACGAUCGACUUCAAAGAAUCAGUGAGACUCAUCGCGCUUAUGAUUCGUUGCAGUAUCCUUUAAUGUUUUGUCGAGGUGAAGACGGAUACAAUUUUGGCGUAUAUAAUGUUGAUCCUCGCACGGGUGCUCCGAAUUUUAAUAAAAAACUUCUGCAAUGCAGUUCAACAGUUUUUUAA